Molecule: messenger RNA, 1188 nt
Organism: Pochonia chlamydosporia 170
Lineage: Eukaryota; Fungi; Ascomycota; Sordariomycetes; Hypocreales; Clavicipitaceae
Product: DNA-repair protein rad2
Exons: 3
Coding region: 1-1188 (395 amino acids)
Cellular component (GO): nucleus; cytoplasm
Molecular function (GO): 5'-flap endonuclease activity; 5'-3' exonuclease activity; DNA binding
Source: RefSeq, a predicted model, not a curated record
AUGGGUAUCAAGCAGCUCUUCCAGAUCAUCAAAGAUGAAGCUCCCGAGGCAAUCAAGGAGGGCGAAAUCAAGAACCACUUUGGUCGAAAAGUAGCCAUUGAUGCCUCGAUGAGUAUCUACAGCUUCCUUAUUGCCGUGCGGUCGGAUGGCCAACAACUCAUGAACGACAGCGGCGAGACCACAUCCCAUUUGAUGGGUAUGUUUUACCGCACACUACGAAUGGUCGACAAUGGCAUCAAGCCACUCUAUGUUUUUGACGGUGCGCCGCCCAAGCUCAAGUCUGGCGAGUUGGCGAAGCGAUUCCAGCGCAAGCAGGAAGCUACGGAGGGUUUGGAGGAGGCCAAGGAGACGGGCACAGCUGAGGAUGUGGAGAAGUUCUCGAGACGGACUGUUCGUGUAACGAGGGAGCAUAAUGCCGAAUGUCAGCGCUUGUUGAAGCUCAUGGGUAUUCCGUAUAUCAUUGCGCCGACGGAGGCUGAGGCGCAGUGUGCCGUGUUGGCGCGAGCUGGGAAAGUGUACGCGGCGGCUAGUGAGGACAUGGAUACGUUGUGCUUCAAUACGCCGAUUUUGCUGAGGCAUCUUACUUUUAGUGAGCAGCGCAAGGAACCUAUUCAGGAGAUUCAUCUUGACAAGGUCCUCGAGGGGCUGAAUAUGGAGCGAUCCCAGUUUGUUGACUUGUGUAUUCUCCUUGGAUGCGACUACCUCGACCCAGUUCCAAAGGUUGGCCCUACAACUGCACUCAAGUUGAUUCGCGAGCAUGGAACGCUUGAGAAGGUUGUUGAUGCUAUUGAAAAGGACUCGAAGAAAAAAUACACAUUGCCUGAAGACUGGCCUUACAAGGAUGCACGAGACUUAUUCUUUGAGCCUGACGUUCGCAAAGCAGACGAUCCAUUAUGCGACUUCAAAUGGGACAAGCCGGAUGUCGAGGGACUCGUUCACUUCCUUGUCACGGAGAAGGGAUUUUCUGAGGACAGAGUGCGUAGUGCGGGUGCUCGACUGGAGAAGAACCUCAAGACUUCGCAACAAGCACGACUGGAAGGAUUCUUCAAGCCCGUUCCCAAAACGGAUGCAGAAAAAGCGGCCCACAAGCGAAAACUGGACGAGAAGAAUGAGGAAAAGAAAAAGAAGCUGAAGCAAGAUAAGAAGGACAAGGCAGCUCAAAAGGCCAAGCCUCGCGGAGCGGCGUAA